Rotaria socialis is the source of this 915-nucleotide messenger RNA. The record is from the annotation of a GenBank genome assembly. NCBI's taxonomy places the organism in Eukaryota, Metazoa, Rotifera, Eurotatoria, Philodinida, Philodinidae.
AUGUCUUCCGAUGAAUCCGAUGGUGUACUUGAUGACAAUCAAUUUUAUGCUGUAUAUAAUUGUUAUUCACCUGCAUUCUUAACCGAUCAUGAUCGAAUCAAUAUUGAAAAGGGUGGUAAAAUUUUACUUCCACAACCUGCACUUGAGCAUUUAGUGGAAAAAACGAAUAUUAUGUUAUUUAAAUUAAAAAAUCCUAAAAACAAUCGUUUAACACAUUGUGGUGUUUUAGAAUUUAUAGCGAGUGAAGAACCGAUUUGUUAUUUACCAUGCUGGAUGAUGAAUCAUUUACAAUUAAAUGACGGUGAUGAACUAUCGAUUGAAUCCGUUCAUUCAAUACCCAUGGCAACAUUUGUACGUUUUCAACCGCAAUCAAAAGAUUUUCUUGAUAUAUCAAAUCCUCGUGCUGUUUUAGAACAUGUAUUGAGAAAUUUUAGUUGCUUAACAAAAGGUGAUAUGGUGCCAAUUGAUUAUCUUGAUCGAAAAUAUGAAUUAUCUGUAUUGGAAUUAAAACCGUCGAAUGCUGUAUCGAUUGUUGAAUGUGAUAUGGAAGUGGAUUUUGCUCCGUCUAUUGAUUAUGUUGGAGAAAAAAAAUCAUCAACUCAAACAGCAACAAACGAUGAACAGGGAAAUAGAAGUUCUUCAACAUUUAGACCAUUUAGCGGGCAAGGAACACGUUUAAGCGGUAAAGUAAAAGUCAAUGAUAAUGAACAAAACACGAAUGCUAAAGGUACACAAAAACGUGGAGUACCAAAUUAUGAUUAUAAAUAUGGUUUAUUAAGAUUUCCACGUAUACCAUUAGAUUCCACACAUAAUGAUAUAAAUGAAAUAUUAGAUAGAAAUUCCUCGACUACAUUUCAACCAUUUAUAGGCGAAGGAAAAGUUCUUAGACAACCUCGAAAUCAAAAACCGAAUUAA